Messenger RNA from Saccoglossus kowalevskii, 2706 nucleotides. RefSeq lists its product as uncharacterized. NCBI's taxonomy places the organism in Eukaryota, Metazoa, Hemichordata, Enteropneusta, Harrimaniidae. The record is from RefSeq and is a predicted model, not a curated record.
AUGUUGAUUGGUGCUAAGCAGCCUAGUCGAAUGCCUAGUCAGCGUUCCUUCUGUGUCCCUCCAAAAACUAAUGGGAAUCAUUGGAAUGAUGACCUUGCUUCGAAGGGUAGUUCCCCAUUUCUGCAGCCGCCCGAUACAACGUUUGUGGCUACAACACCGAGCUCUCCUACAGGAACUAGACAGUCGGGUAUUGAUCUCAGACCAAGCAAAGGAAGCCCUGCCCCGGUGGUCGUCACUGGCCAACCUCGGACAGGGGGGUCUCUUGGACCCACUCAUCUCAGCUAUGGCUCUGGUAGCAGAUACCUCCCUCCAAGGUUGGUGAGCGCAUCUAUUGGACGAAUAAGCCCAAGAAAGAUCAUGAUGGCAAGGUGUAGUGCUCUGAUUGUAGGAUUAGAGUGGUGGCCUAAUAAAUAUGACCUGUCCCUAUCACUGAUCCAGAAAGACGCUGCUAUUACAGUAAAACGAGUUGUGGAUAAAGUGUAUGUCACUGUCCUCCAAGCAACUGAUGAGGAGAUUACAGAUGCGAGGAAGAUUGGAAUUGAGCUCAUCCUACCUAAGUUGAAGCCUGGCUUGAGUUCUAAUGAACCAACAACUGACUGGCUGGUAAUGCAUGAAGCAUAUUUUCCAGACCUCAAGAAUUGUCAAGACAUAGGCUUAAUUAUCAGCCAUGCACAUGUAAAUAGAACACUACAUUUUGCGAGAGAUAUUCAUCAGAUUUUUCCAACUGCGAAAUUGGUAACUUUAGUUCAUCAUAUUCCAGAAGAGACAUUUGCUGAUUCACAAAAGCCUGAUGAAUCAGUGAAAAAGGAAAAUGAAAUCCUCGAAUAUGCUGGAUACUCUGACCUUAUUCUCUCCGUUGGUCCGAAGGUAUUUGGUCAUUUCAACUCAAAAUUUAAACGGCUACAGAAUAAGGGAGUACACUUCUGUUACUUGCCAAGUGCCGAUGAUAUGUUCCUGCAAGCAGAUAUUUCUGAACCCGAUCUUGACACUGAGAUGGAAAUACUUUCAGUAAACCUACCAUCCACAAGAAAGACAUUCAAUGAUUACAACAUAGUCGCACGUGCAAUGGGGAAAGUUGCCAAUCAUUACGAGUAUGAUGAUAGUAAACCAACUUGGAAGAUAUGUGGUAUAUCAAACGCUGAUGCUCCAUCCUGUAAAACCCAUUUGAACAGCAAGGCAUCUUCUCCACAUUUAAACAUUAAUAUAUGUUCUAAAAAGUGCAUAGAUGACAUUUAUGAAGAUUUGAAGCAGUGUUGUCUCUAUCUCCAUGGUAAUAAAAAAGAUCCAUUUGGCAUUCUUGCUCUCUCUUCUAUUGCCGCUGGUGUUCCAACACUCAUUGAUAGUGAAUCAGGUGUUGCAAUGUUUCUGCAGAGAUCUCUGUCUGACCAAAGUGACAGAGUUAUCGUUAAUGUUGGUCCAAGUGAGAAUGAAGCAAAUAUGAGUGAAACAUGGGCGAGAAAGAUCUACCAAGCUCUGCGACAAUACCACAAGAGCUUCAGCAGUAUCCAGCAACUGAGGAAUGCUUUACUCCAGUCUGUGAAAGAAGGUGUUAUUGCUGAAUCCCACACUGAAAUCAUCAACUGGUACCAUUCUAUAUCACAGCGUAAAUAUGGAAGCCAAUCUCCUUCACGAUCUGAUACUAGUAGUGUUUUUUCAAGUUCACCUAAUCGGCCUUCUGGGAGUGAAGAAAACCAACAACACACACAACCAUCUUCCAAAAGUAAUCGCGACGAGGCUCGCCUCCGAUCGACAAUCGAGAUUGUUGGAGAGUUGUCACGAUCUGACUCCCUGAGACGAUUGAGACUGUUUAUCUCUGAGAUGACGGAGAUGUCGGUCGAUAACCCGGAAACUUCGGCGGUGGAUCUAAAUUCUCCCAGCGUGGAACAAACACCGUUCAACUGCUUUUGCUGGGGAUCAGAGUGUCCAGUCACCAUGGUUACCGAUGUUGGUAAACUGCGUAUUCCCACUGGGGCGCUGACAUCGACACCGAGUACCGAGGUGGAAUUGGCAUGGCCUUUAGGGACUGAACCGGUUCAAUCCACCGAGACUUCAUCAGUACCAACGCUGCCUGAGUGGCUUGUGCAAUCACAGGGACUGUUGCCUUCCCUUACCAGUAUUAGUCAAGGUGUCCAGCUCUCCCAUGGUGAAGAGAUGGCUUGGAAAGCCUGGAUGCGUAAUCUGGCUUCAAAUGUCAACUCCCUUCUGCAGUCUCAGGGCACGACGCAGGAGGGACCGGGGGGUUUGAGGGGGCGCAAGUCAGUGGGGGCACGGGCUGAGAUACUGCCUGUCCCUCCACCACCAAGGCUAGGGUCAGGUGUGUCCCAUUCUCCCAGUGAUCUCUCCUUUAGAGGAUCAGUGGGGGAACAACUCACAUCAGUGGGAAAGGGAGCGUGCACUUCUUUUAUAGAGGGGGGCCCUCUCCCUGAAACAGAUUGCCUUAUGCGUCCUCUUCCGUAUUCCCAACAACCCCCUCAGGCUUGGGCUGACCAGGCAUCGUUUCCUGUGUCUUACCAGGCCGCACAGAUUGUCCCCACUUGUGACUGUAGGGGGGGCCUCCAGUGUUGGUACCCCUGUACAGGGUGGUAUGCAAUCUCUUAUGGGGUGCAGCUACCACUCCCCCAGCAGGACGGGGCGAGCGCUCUGUCUCUCUCGUCGCCACUUUGUCGGGACAGUCACAGGAUACCCAACCAACCGGAGCCCAGCUGA